UCACAAUGAAUCUCUAUUAUGGUCUGAAGCUGUAAGAUUUUGAAUGGUUGCCGUCCAGCUACUGUUCGGGUAGGAGAGGUUAAGAUAUUUAUUGUGUUAAUUUUGUGUGUUAAAACGACACGUUAAAAUGGUUACAGAUACAGAAAAUAUUAGAAAACUCGCGGAAGAUUUAGAAAAACAAGAAUUAGAUGCUCCUGGUGGCAUUCCAACAUCGCAAGUGUAUGCUCAGCUUCUUGCCAUAUAUUUAUACCAAAACGACCUGUGCAAUGCUAAGUACCUGUGGAAGCGAAUUCCACAAAAUGUGAAGAAUUCACAUGCUGAACUGGCUCUCAUAUGGAAGGUAGGACAGAAAAUGUGGCAGCGGGACUUUAUGGGAGUAUAUUCAGCCCUUACUGUUGAUUGGUCAGAGAAUGUAGGACACAUCAUGCAAGCUCUUUUGGAAAAUGUCCGCAAGCGAGCAGUGUAUCUAGUCUCCCAUGCAUACUCAUCCAUCAGCAUAGAUGACCUUGCAGCAUUUGUGGGGAUGCCAGUUGAGCAAGCUGUUUUAGCAGCAACAGAUCAAGGCUGGAAGGUUGAUACAGGCUCUCAUAUGGUGAAACCUUGUCGACCCAGUGACAGUCCAAAUCAAGGGGCCUCCAGUGAGGACCAGCUCUACAAGCUCACUGAGUUUGUGUCUUUCCUUGAGAACUAAAAUGUUGCUAGUUGUAGGUAAUUAUGUGUGUGCAGCAGUUAUUUGACAAUUGAAUGAAUGUGAAGAUAUUUAAUAUUUUAUUUUAAAAUGUGAGCUUCAUGUUAUCAGAAUCACAUCUUUGAUUAGAGCUGUAAACAGAAACAUUGUAAUAAACGAUUCUGUAGCGUGCUAAUAAUGUGCUAGUAUAAAUUAGUCCUUGUUGUUUAA
Molecule: messenger RNA, 898 nt
Organism: Zootermopsis nevadensis
Lineage: Eukaryota; Metazoa; Arthropoda; Insecta; Blattodea; Termopsidae
Gene: CSN8
Product: COP9 signalosome subunit 8
Biological process (GO): protein deneddylation; COP9 signalosome assembly
Cellular component (GO): COP9 signalosome
Source: RefSeq, a predicted model, not a curated record